Messenger RNA from Linum trigynum, 306 nucleotides. The record is from the annotation of a GenBank genome assembly. NCBI's taxonomy places the organism in Eukaryota, Viridiplantae, Streptophyta, Magnoliopsida, Malpighiales, Linaceae.
AUGGAAACCACUGGUAAAAGAACAAGGACAAGUCAUUGCUCUAAGUGUGGUUCGAUCUCUCACAAUGUUCGAACCUGUCCCCUCAAUCACGGAACUGGAAUUCAGGCAAUUAGGCUGAAUGUUGAUGAUAGAAGAACUAUUCAGCGUGAAAUGAGAAUUGCAACAGCAGGUGUGGGUGUUUAUGUGAACGAGGAUACUGGAAACCAAUAUGUUAGGCUCAAUGGAGCUAGUGGGCGUCCUCAAGGGAACAGUCAGCAAGCUGUUGUGGAUGCCCAGGGGAGCCAGCCACCAGUCACUCAACCGUAG